Molecule: messenger RNA, 3003 nt
Organism: Lucilia sericata (common green bottle fly)
Lineage: Eukaryota; Metazoa; Arthropoda; Insecta; Diptera; Calliphoridae
Source: RefSeq, a predicted model, not a curated record
GUUUGUGUAUCUUACAAAGUUUUUCUUUAAGGCGAAAGUAAUUUAAUUCUUACAUAACUUAGACACAUCAAAGAGUUCUGCAAGAACGUUUGUGUCCCGGCGUGGUGGGUGGAAAAUUGGAUUUUCCUCGUUAUGCUUCUUUUGCGGCCAUUAAAAUUAUUCUCUGGUGGGAGGAUGAAUACUUUGCUUCGUAUAGAAAACAUUCGGGUUUAUUGCAUACGGAACAGGAAUUGAGUGAAGGAGAUUUUUUACAACUGCAACUUUAACAUUACUCUCAACAUAAAACUAACUUCUUUUCAAACUAAAUAAAAACCUACAAAAAAAAAAAUCUCUCAUAAUGGAGGUUAUGGAAGAGGGUAAUCUUAUGGACCGUGUGCCCAUUUUACUGCAACGGGAUUUACAAUAUUAUCAGACACAUCAAAGAGUUCUGCAAGAACGUUUGUGUCCCGGCGUGGUGGGUGGAAAAUUGGAUUUUCCUCGUUAUGCUUCUUUUGCGGCCAUUAAAAUUAUUCUCUGGUGGGAGGAUGAAUACUUUGCUUCGUAUAGAAAACAUUCGGGUUUAUUGCAUACGGAACAGGAAUUGAGUGAAGGAGAUUUUUCUUCCGUUGUGGUAAAAAGUUCUGAUCCCGAUAAAUUCGUUAGUUUGGUAACCAAAUCGGCCGAUUUAUUACUAGAACAUUUGCAUGUGCUCUCUCAAGAAUCUCUCGAUCAUGCUGAUCUCUCAGUACUUACAGCCACCAUAGGAGCUGCGGCUCUAGUACGGAACUGCCUAAAUGUUUAUCUACAAGCGGCAACUACCAAAAUUUGUCCACCCAAAGGAGAUGAAAAGGGAGGAGCUUUGAAGCUAUCACUUAAACAAUAUUCUCAAUUAUCGGAGGCUCUAGCAGAGCGUCUCUUAGAUUUGCACUGUCGCCUACUAUUGCUCUAUAUAGUCCAAGACGCCGAUGCUUUACACUGGGAAGAUACGGAACCAUUUUUUGAAUCCGAACGUGGUUCGUAUUGCAUACAAAUGUGGUGGCUUUAUAUGUAUGGUACCAAGGACGAUUUAUGGAAUUCGGUACCACCCAAAAUGGCUCAACGCAUAUUUGGUGGAAUGCUGAAUGAAACCUUAAGUGUCCUAACUGUACGUUAUUCCCAAAUUACCACAAGUCUAGCUCGAGCCCAAUUACAUUUAUGUGAUAUUUGCAAUUUAUUAUUUUGUAUUGCCGAAUUGUUGCCGCAUGUUUGUGAGAGUGGUGAAGCUUAUGUGGGAUUACAGUUAAAUAACCAAAGUGUCAUUAUACGUGAUAUACAUGCAAAGUGCAGGGAACUUUUUUAUUGCCUUCUGUUGCGUGGUGCACCGCUUGGAGUGCUCUUAAAGGUUUUCCGUAAAGGUCUCGAAAAUAUGGAAAUGUUUUCCUCUCGACAUGGUUUACCCAGUGCUUAUAUAUUCGCUUUACCGCGGUUAUUUCCCAAAGAUCAGUCAUGCCAAUGGGUAACCGAAUUUGCAGAUUUGAAUACCAGCACAGCAGUGUCAUUAGAGCUAAAGGUGUUAUUGUCCUCACCGGAAGCCGAUUGGCCAUUUUUAGUUAAGGUCUUGCUAAUGAGAGAUGCCCACUUAACGGGCAUAAUAUUAAGACAUCUUUUGAAACACUUACCCUCUAGUGAAAACUUUAAGAAUGUGGCUAAACAUUCGUUUAUCGAAGAUAUUAAUGAGUCCAAGAAAUGUGAAGGUUUCUUAUGUCGAGGAGAAUGUUUUAAUGUGGCCGAUUUAAUAGCAAAUGAUUUGGAUCCUGUGGGUCAAACUAAUUGCCAGAUAGUUUUAUCUUUAACUUAUUUAUUGGUGGCUUUGGGUAAAGCGGUAGAUAUAAAAUCCUGUUUAAUAAAAUCCUUAGAAGAUGUAGGUUUACCCGGAUGGAGUGAUUGUUUGGAUAAGAGACAGGUUUGGAAUCAAAAACGUCCUCCCUGGUUGGAGGCUAUAAUGCAUUUUGUUUACCCCGUUUUGGAUUGCAUAGUGGAAAUGUUGGUUAAUGCUGUGGAAGCUGGGGCCAGCAUGUAUCAGGCCAUGUCUUUGGCUUUAACUUGUGUUUCAGAAAUGUGGGAUUGUAUACCCGAGGGUUUGUAUAAAGUAACCUCGUUACUGCAAGAUAUAACACCGGUAUCAACAAGACCUCUAAGUGAAUCGGUUUUAAUGCAAGUUAUGUUUGCCGCCCUCUAUACUGAACUUAUCAAAACCGCAGAGAAAUAUGAAAAGUUAAAGGAUGAGGCCAAGGCCUCCAUUUGUUAUACCAUAUCGGAGGCUAUAUGUUCUAUUGAUGAGGAUGAUAAACAUACCGAUCAGAUAGAGCUGUUUUUAAAGCAGGCUAAGGAUAGUAUUAUAUUGGAAAGCUAUGGUUCUACGGGUCGUGGUCCGGGUGGCAUGAGUGCUGUUAGCACGGUUAAAAUCGAUGAUAUAGGUACAGCCGAUUCGGAUCGUAUGAGCCACAGUCCCCCUGCAAAUUAUGCCAUGGAAUUGGAAGUUGGCAUUACUGACUUUAUUGCAGAGGUCUUGACCAGCGAUGUUUUGACUACGGAUAUUGGUAAACAGGCUUUGAAGGUCUGUUAUAACUACUUGAAAAACAACAAAGAUUGGUUAAUGGAACAGUUGGGUACCAGUCAGAAUGAACCAAGUCCUUUCCAGGGUGUACAGGGUCAAAAUAUCAAAGAAAGUAAACCUUCUCUACUUAAAACUAUGUUCUUUAUAGAAAAUACACCAUUUGAUCAGCUAUUAACCGGUUCCUUAAAAAUAGAGUAUGUAACAUGGUUGCAAACACCACUAUCAUUAAAUCCAGAACGUGCUUGGUUGCAUUUGGCGCGUCGCUGUGACUUUCAAGAAGAUGCCAAACUAACAAUGCCGGAAGUAGCCAUGGUUGCCAGCAUACAGAAAAUCAUGAAGAAACGUAAAACUUAUGGAAAGUAAAAAUCAGCUAACAACGAGACCCUGCAUCUAAAGGCUGAGAUGAUGAGGAUGAUUACAAUGUUGAC